Chelmon rostratus (copperband butterflyfish) is the source of this 3021-nucleotide messenger RNA. RefSeq names its product dolichyl-phosphate (UDP-N-acetylglucosamine) N-acetylglucosaminephosphotransferase 1 (GlcNAc-1-P transferase) (gene dpagt1). The record is from RefSeq and is a predicted model, not a curated record. Gene Ontology annotation, cellular component: membrane. The transcript has 9 exons. Bases 355 to 1587 code for a protein of 410 amino acids. Gene Ontology annotation, molecular function: UDP-N-acetylglucosamine-dolichyl-phosphate N-acetylglucosaminephosphotransferase activity. Gene Ontology annotation, biological process: protein N-linked glycosylation; dolichol-linked oligosaccharide biosynthetic process. Lineage: Eukaryota; Metazoa; Chordata; Actinopteri; Chaetodontiformes; Chaetodontidae.
AGCCAAUAACAAGCGUUUGAGCAGCAUUUUAUUUUGAAGAGAAAGACAGGAAGUUCUUCUUUCUCGUAACACCCGGGGUUUAACGGUUGAAGUGAUACCAGACGCAGAGUUAACACAGACAGGUAGUCAACAGCUAAUAACCCGUAAUGAAAGAUGAUAUGAAUUACCAUGGUGACUCGUGGACCUCUUCUUCUUUGACACCGGAAUCGCGGAGAUGCGUUUGGCUCUGAAAUACCGAUAUGACAUGUGUUUACCUCAGUGAAGACUGCCAAAGCUCGUUCAUCGAUCGUCUGGAGGGGCAACGUCAGAUUAGCUAGAAACGAGAUUUGAUCUGUCGGACACAGACCCACCAAAAUGCCUGGAAGUAUGUCCCCGGUCCCCGUCCUGCCCCUGGUGAUCAACUGUCUCAUGUCGGCGCUCGGCUGCAUGGCCACACUGAAACUCAUUCCUGCUUUCAAAGACCAUUUCAUCGCAGCCAGAUUGUACGGAAUGGACCUAAACAAAACAAACAAGAAGGAAGUUCCAGAGUCCCAAGGAGUCAUCAGUGGGACGGUCUUCCUCAUUAUCCUCUUCUGCUUCAUCCCAGUGCCUUUCCUUAGCUGCUUUGUAGGAGAUCAGUGCACGGGCUUCCCACAUGAUGAGUUUGUACAGCUGAUUGGUGCACUUCUGGCCAUCUGCUGCAUGAUCUUCCUGGGCUUUGCCGAUGAUGUGCUGAACCUUCGGUGGAGACACAAGCUCCUGCUUCCCACCAUGGCUUCCCUGCCGCUUCUCAUGGUGUAUUUUACUAACUUUGGCAACACAGUCAUCGUGGUACCCAAGCCCUUCAGAGCCCUGCUCGGGCUGCACAUGGAUAUGGGUAUUCUCUACUACGUCUACAUGGGAAUGCUUGCAGUGUUCUGCACGAACGCCAUCAACAUCCUCGCGGGAAUCAAUGGCAUCGAGUCAGGUCAAGCCCUGUUUAUCUCCGGCUCCAUCAUCGUCUUCAACCUGCUGGAGCUCAGUGGGGAUUACCGUGAUGACCAUGUUUUCUCCCUCUACUUUAUGAUACCAUUCUUUUUCACCACAUUAGCACUUUUUUACCACAACUGGUACCCAUCAUCUGUGUUUGUGGGAGACACUUUCUGCUACUUUGCCGGGAUGACGUUUGCUGUCGUUGGCAUCCUGGGACACUUCAGCAAAACGAUGCUACUGUUCUUCAUUCCUCAAGUGGUGAACUUUGUCUACUCCCUGCCUCAGCUCUUUCGUGUCAUCCCCUGUCCCAGACACCGGCUCCCCAGGCUGAAUCCUGACACGGGCAAACUGGGGAUGAGCUACUCCAAAUUCAAAAGGAAGGACCUCUCUAAAUUGGGACACCUCAUUCUGACGGUGGCAGAGUUAUUGAAGCUGCUAGAAGUGCGAAGAGGCCAGGAGGGAGAUGAUGAUUUUAUUGAGUGCAACAACAUGACCAUAAUAAAUCUGGUGCUGAAAUUGCUCGGUCCCACCCAUGAGAGAAGCCUCACAGUCAUCAUGCUCAUCAUUCAGGUGAUGGGCAGCGUAGUGGCUUUUGGGAUCCGUUAUCACCUGGUGCGUCUCUUCUACGACGUCUAGACGGCUCUCCAGGAAAGCGCGGAGAAUGACGGACCGAGAAAAUAUUAUAUUGUUAUGGAACUAAUUUACAGGCUUGUGGUUUAUCUGCCUUUAUAGAGUCCAUCUGUUAUUUUUUCUGCCUCAGACUCUACCUGCAGUAAAAACCCAGUGCAAGGCUUAAAGAUCUAUUUCUCUUUGUAAAACGGUUCUACAUAUAAGCAUGAAUGGCUAAGGACAUGACAUCAACAGCAGUAGUGCUGGUUGUUCUCCUGGUUUCAGUAAUUACAAGGAGAAAAAGGAGACUGGGUCUUAAUCAAAUUGUGUGCCCCUGACCCUGAAAGUGUAUUUUUAUACUUGGUUUUUUAAAGGAAAAGUGCAGUCAGUGAGGAUGACUUUUAGUCUUCAGGGCAGCCAGCAUCAACGGCCGGCCUCUACUAAAUUCUUACCAUUUCAUACCAGAUUUCUGGAUGUAGAAGUGCCCUAAAAAUAUUCACAGUGGUCGGCUGCUUGAAUCUGCCGUUGAAGCAAAAAUGUAUGCACUCACAUUACACCAUCCAUCCAUACACGUAAAUAUCAAUCCAUGCACCACAGGUGGAAAGUUGGUAUCUUUUUUUGUUUGUUUACCUCUUAACAAAUGCACAGAGAAUGGUGAUUGUGAAGAAAAGCAGUGAAAACAUGAUGAGGUGAGAAUCAGCGUGGAGAUUAUCAUGGGGAAUUAGGUGGAGACAGGUAAAUACAUUGGAUAUUGGGUAUUGGAUUAGAAGUGAUGAAGUGAGAUUAUACUGUCUGGAUUGUUGUAAAAGAUAAUUAAGGUAUAUGGAAGGUGAAGGGAUGGGAAUUGAUUGUUUAUACCGUUCUUGGUAUUAUUGGAUACAUAUAGUAGCUGUAUUUUUAUGACUGAUAUGCAUUCUCCUCCUAAGGGUUCAGCAGAUUUGACAAUGUGAAGUCAACCGGCACUGGACUAUUUUGUUUAGGAAUGUCACUACAAGUGAGAAACUGUUAACUGUUCAGAUGGAAGGCUCAAAUUGAGAAAUAAAAGUUGAUCAAAAUAUUAGAUUGUGCCAUUAUCAUUACUUGCAGUGGUUUCAGAAGUAUUCAGCUGCUUAAUUAGAUGUAGUAAUUACAAAAAAAUUAUAAAUACUUGACUACAAGUAAAGUCUAUCAAAAGCAUUCAUAAUCUUAUCUCUACAGAAGUAUUAUCGGGAAAAAUAUGGUUAUCAUUGACAAAUCUGUUUCCGAGUAUAAAUUGGUCAACAAAUCAAAAAUUGCUGUGCAAGAAUGCCAAAGGCCACAAUUUUGUAAUAACCAGUGAGAAUCUAUAAAAAUGCUUCUUUAUAUUAUUUAUCCAUUUAAAAAAGAAGAAGAAAAGAAAAUACUGUUAACAGAUUUUUUAAGCUCUCAGAUAUCAGUACUCAAAGGCUCUGCUAUUGUAUACUGCAUAGUGUCGGGUGUUGU